AUGAAAGCGCUGGCCCAGUGCAAGACCCGGCUGUCGCGGGUCCUGGGCCCCGAGGAUCGCGCCGACCUCACCAUGGGCAUGUUCCGGCGCGUCAUCAUGGCCAUCCGCGCCGCAGGAGUCGACCCCUUCUGGGUGGUCGGUGGUGACGAACGGGUCCGCAACCUCUCUCGCAGCCUCGGAGCCAACUGGAUGGAGGACUUGGGCCGCAACCUUAAUGACACCAUCACCAAGUCCUUUGAAACUGCCCGCCUGCGCGGCGUGUCCGCCCUCUAUCUGCCCGGUGACCUGCCCUUCAUCAAGCCCGGCGACAUUCACCAGCUGAUCCGCAGCGCCGAGCACCAGCACAACGUGACCCUUUCCCCCGCCCGGCGUGAUGGCGGCACCAAUGCCAUCCUGGUCCCCUACGACCUGAUACCCUAUUUCCGCCCGGAACUCGGCAACAACAGCUUCCGGAAGCACGUCGGCACCGCCGCGCGCAUGGGUGUCUCCGUGGCUUUCUAUUACAGCCAGGGCAUGGGGUUCGACCUGGAUGACGGCUCCGACAUCGAAGAAUAUGAACACAUGGAGCCGGGCCUGCUCACGCGUCUACUCGGCCGCGAACCUAAAUCCCUCAACCUCACCAGCCUGGAGCUCCGCUAA
This is a messenger RNA of Geodia barretti, 639 nucleotides long. NCBI's taxonomy places the organism in Eukaryota, Metazoa, Porifera, Demospongiae, Tetractinellida, Geodiidae. The record is from the annotation of a GenBank genome assembly.